CACGGAGCCUUUGCUGGAGGCUCUGCCACUAGCCAUUCCCCUGAUAGCAGUCCAAGGUUCUCUUCAAAGGUUUCUCUUCACGGCCGCCGGCCAACUCGCAGACCCCUGCGGAACCCGUGAGCCGUCCGAAACGCCAGACUCAGCACCAUCCUCGUGCCCCUCCACCUCCCAGAAGCUCCUCGGCGAUGGCGGUGAAUCGCAUCCGGGGCGCCUUUGCCGCGCCUCGGAAGGGCGAGACGUUUGAGCUGCGAGCAGGCCUGGUCUCGCAAUAUGCCUACGAGCGGAAGGAGUCGAUCCAGAAGACCAUCAUGGCCAUGACGCUGGGCAAGGAUGUGUCCGCCUUGUUCCCCGACGUCUUGAAGAACAUUGCGACAGCCGACCUGGACCAGAAGAAACUUGUCUAUCUCUAUCUCAUGAACUACGCCAAAACACACCCAGACCUCUGCAUUCUCGCCGUCAACACGUUUGUGCAAGACUCGGAAGAUCCGAACCCGCUGGUACGAGCGCUGGCCAUCCGCACAAUGGGAUGCAUCAGGGUGGACAAGAUGGUCGACUACAUGGAGGAGCCGCUGAGGAAAACGCUGCGAGACGAGUCGCCGUACGUGCGCAAGACGGCCGCCAUUUGCGUGGCCAAACUCUUCGACCUGAACCCUGCCAUGUGCAUCGAGAACGGCUUCAUCGAGACACUCCAAGAGAUGAUUGGGGACCCGAAUCCUAUGGUAGUCGCAAACUCGGUCCAGGCAUUGGCGGAAAUCAGCGAGACGGCACCCGAGACGAGGGCGUUGCUGGUCACUCCUGCUGUGCUGAAGAAGCUGCUCAUGGCCAUGAACGAAUGCACCGAAUGGGGUAGAAUCACCAUCUUGACCGUGCUGGCAGAUUAUAUUGCCGCCGAUGUCAAGGAGUCGGAACACAUUUGCGAGAGGGUCAUUCCACAGUUUCAGCACGUCAACCCUAGCGUGGUCUUGGCUGCUGUCAAGGUGGUCUUUAUCCAUAUGAAGUCAAUCAGCCCGGAGCUCGUGCGGUCAUACCUUAAGAAGAUGGCGCCUCCUCUCGUCACAUUGGUCGCGUCUGCGCCAGAGGUGCAAUAUGUUGCCCUCAGGAACAUCGAUCUGCUCCUCCAAGCCAAGCCCGACAUCCUGAGCAAGGAACUGCGAGUCUUUUUCUGCAAGUACAACGAUCCGCCAUACGUCAAGAUGCAGAAGCUGGAAAUCAUGGUCAGGAUAGCAAACGAGAAGAACUACGAGCAGCUCCUUUCCGAGCUGAAGGAGUAUGCAUUGGAAGUGGACAUGGACUUUGUGCGCCGAGCCAUCAAGGCCAUCGGCCAGGUCGCCAUCAAGAUCGAGGACGCCAGUGCCAAGUGUGUCCAGGCGCUGGAAGACCUUCUCGCCACCAAGGUCAACUACGUGGUUCAAGAGGUCGUUGUGGUCAUCAAGGACAUUCUGCGAAAGUACCCCGGUUACGAGGGAGUGAUUCCUUCGCUAUGCAACUACAUUGAUGAGCUCGACGAGGCCAAUGCUCGUGGAUCACUUAUCUGGAUUGUUGGAGAAUACGCGGAGAAGAUUAGCAAUGCGGAGGAGAUUCUCGAGGGCUUUGUCGACACCUUUUCGGAAGAGUUUACUCAGACCCAACUGCAGAUUCUGACAGCCGUUGUUAAGCUGUUCUUGAAGAAGCCUAGUGGAGCGCAGAGUCUGGUUCAAAAAGUACUGCAAGAGGCUACCACUAACAACGACAACCCUGAUAUCCGUGACAGAGCAUAUGUCUACUGGCGAUUGCUAUCAGGAGACCUGGAGGUGGCCAAGAGCAUCGUUCUGUCACAAAAGCCGACCAUUUCAACAACAAUGACAAGCUUGCCCGCUACCCUUCUGGAGCAACUCUUGUCGGAGCUGUCGACUCUUGCAUCAGUAUACCACAAGCCUCCCGAAGCCUUUGUUGGCAAGGGCCGAUUCGGCGCCGACGAAAUCCAGCGGGCCGCCAUUCAAGAACAGCGCCAGAACGCCGCGGAGAACCCCAUCGCUGCCUCUGUUGCUGCGGCCGCCGCCAAUGGCUCUGCCUCAUCGCAGAGCAACAUUGAAAACCUGCUCGACAUCGACUUUGACGGCGCAGCACCGGCGUCUCAGGAGCAGGCGAGUGCAGCGGGAACUCCUGACCGGGUGUCAAGCCCAGCCACGGGUGGUAUGGCCGACAUGAUGAGCAUGUUUGAUGCCCCUGCGGCCAGUGGCUCUUCUAGCGCGGCGCCAGCUGGUGGCAUGAAUGAUUUAAUGAAUGGGUUUGAGGGGCUCAACUUUGGAGCGGCGAAUGCAAGCCAGCCAUUACCGGCAGCGAUGCAGCUACACGGCGGUUCUGAGCCUAAGAAGGAUAGCGAUGAUCUUUUGGGUUUGCUGUAGAUGCACAUUGACUUUGAUAGGCAAAGAGGUCAGCGAGCAAAAAUGGGAGAAGAGGAGCUAGGGAAAUGGCAUAUAUGGGAGAUGUCGAGACGGGGUGGAAGGGGGUGGCUUCGGAUGUUGGGAAAUAUAGUUAAUAAGUGAUGCAUAUUUUGAUAUCUCUGAUAUAUAUACAAGUUAUGAAGAUAUUUUGAGUUAUUCGCCCUCUCUAUAUCAUAAUCUUUUGGGGCAAGUUUGCUCGAUGCGGCAGGGCUAUUCCAUGGUGAUGUUAUCCAAGUAAGUUUUUGACCAGCCCUAGUGGAUUGCCCAUGGGUGUUUGCCUGGGCAGGCUAUCUUUCUGGGCUUCAUCUUGCUCCAUCAUGUAUAUCUUGCGCCCAUCUCUCGUGCCACGGUCAGGCUGAGUAUGCAACAUCCUUGAUCCCCUGGGUAUAUUGGACUUGUUCCCCCCUCAUUCUUCACUGCGACGUCCCCUCAACGUGUCCCCCAACCGUGCCCUCCAGCGACGGCGCAGCAGUAUCCUUCUCCUUGUCCCACUCCUGCGGCG
This is a messenger RNA of Trichoderma virens Gv29-8, 2925 nucleotides long. RefSeq lists its product as uncharacterized. The coding region runs from base 186 to 2384 and encodes 732 amino acids. The transcript has 5 exons. Gene Ontology annotation, biological process: intracellular protein transport; vesicle-mediated transport. NCBI's taxonomy places the organism in Eukaryota, Fungi, Ascomycota, Sordariomycetes, Hypocreales, Hypocreaceae. Gene Ontology annotation, molecular function: clathrin binding. Gene Ontology annotation, cellular component: membrane coat. The record is from RefSeq and is a predicted model, not a curated record.